Molecule: messenger RNA, 1982 nt
Organism: Strongylocentrotus purpuratus (purple sea urchin)
Lineage: Eukaryota; Metazoa; Echinodermata; Echinoidea; Camarodonta; Strongylocentrotidae
Product: sodium/myo-inositol cotransporter 2-like
Exons: 14
Coding region: 88-1896 (602 amino acids)
Biological process (GO): transmembrane transport
Cellular component (GO): plasma membrane
Molecular function (GO): D-glucose:sodium symporter activity
Source: RefSeq, a predicted model, not a curated record
UAUGAAGGUGAAGGUGAAAUCGGUACUGCAGACAUCGUCAUCAUUGUCGUUUACUUUAUCUUCGUCAUCAUUGUCGGUUUAUGGUCCAUGUACAAAACUAACAGGGGCAAUGCAAGUGGAUAUUUCCUCGCAGGCCGAUCAAUGUGGUGGUUACCGAUUGGAGCAUCGUUAUUUGCGAGUAACAUCGGUACCGGACACUUUAUCGGACUAGCCGGAACCGGAGCAACAUCUGGACUGGCUGUAGCAGCAUACGAAGUUAUGUCUGGAUAUGCCAUUCUUCUUUUGGGUUGGAUCUUCCUACCUGUGUACGUCUCAUCGGGGGUGUAUACCAUGCCCGAGUAUCUCCGUGUACGUUAUGGAGGUCAACGACUACGAAUAGCGAUGUCGAUCCUGGCACUCUUCUUGUAUGUAUUUACAAAAAUAUCAGUUGAUAUUUUUGCUGGAGCAGUAUUUAUUCAACAGGCCUUUAAAUGGAAUAUAUAUGCCUCCAUAUUUGUGCUGCUCGCUGUUACUGCUGUCUACACAAUUACGGGAGGCCUAGCGGCUGUGAUAUACACUGACACUCUCCAAGUUGUAAUCAUGCUUGUUGGUGGGUCCUUUCUCAUGGUCACAAGCUUCAUGAAGAUAGGCAGUCUAGAGCGACUGAGACUAGAGUACAUGCAGUCGUUUCCAUCCUCUGUCCUGAACGAUACGGAUACUACCUGCGGAUAUCCGAGACAAGACGCCUUUAGUAUGAUCCGGGACGCAACUACUUCGGAUCAGCCAUGGCCCGGAACCGCUCUGGGCAUCAUGGUAAUAGGAACUUGGUACUGGUGUACUGACCAGGUGAUUGUCCAACGUUCCCUUGCCGCAAAGAACGUCACUCAUGCGAAGGGCGCCUCUAUAGUCGCAAGUUAUCUUAAGUUCCUGCCACAGUUUCUAAUCGUGAUGCCGGGAAUGAUAGCUAGGGUUCUUUACACAGAUGAAGUAGCAUGUGUGGACAGUGAAUCGUGUAUGAAGUACUGCCAAAACCCGACUUCGUGUUCAAAUAUUGCCUACCCACUCCUAAUCCUCAGACUCAUGCCUAUUGGUGCUCGCGGUCUGAUGAUGGCCGUCAUGAUUGCCGCCCUCAUGAGUUCAUUAACAUCCAUCUUCAACAGUGGCAGUACGAUAUUCACCAUGGAUAUAUGGCGCCGCAUUCGUCCAAAUGCGAAGAACCGAGAGUUAAUGAUAGUAGGAAGGCUCUUUGUCCUUGUUCUGGUUGGAAUCAGCAUCCUGUGGGUUCCCAUCGUCCAGGUAGCACAGGGUGGCCAGCUCUUCCAAUACAUCCAGUCUCUACAAUCCUACUUUGCCCCUCCCAUAUUUGUCUGCUUCGUCACCGGGGUCGUCUGGGUCAGAAAUAACGAAAAGGGCGCCUUUUGGGGUUUCAUCAUCGGUGUUGUUUUGGGUGUGAUACGGAUGAUCCUGGACAUCGUCUACCCUGCCCCAGCCUGUGGACUGCAGGACGAUCGACCUUCGAUUGUCAAGAAUGUCCACUUCCUCUACUACAAUUGCAUCGUGACUCUGGUGUGCCUGGUCGUCACUGUGACCGUCAGCCUGAUGACGCCGAAACCUACGAUCAAUCAGAUACUAGGCAAGACUUUCUGGACCCGUGGAAUGAACCCUAAACCAGAACAGCUUACUUUUAGCGACGAAACAAACAACCAUGCAGAGUCAAAGGAAGUCCGCAAGAGAGUCCAACUGCACGAUAACAAACUAGAAGAUCCUACCGCGGAGGGCGUCCGACAGCCUGACCUUUCAUGUCAAGAGCACACCGAGAAAUCAGGCAAGUACCAAAAAGGAUAUAUUUGUUGUAUCAAUGAGAAAAGCCUUAAUAUUUUAGAUAAGAAGGGAAGACAAUCUACAUUUUGUUCAUAAAACUUUCAACGAUGGCAAACUAGAUUUUUCGGACACACUAAUAUUGCUUAGAACAUUGUAGUCUGCCAGAUGUUUCAACAUACUCU